AUAUUUUUGUUGAAAGUAGAUAAAAUGGCGACGUUAAUUCACACUUUAGCAGAUCAUAGUGAUGAUGUCAACUACUGUGCCUUCUCAUCAUCGUGCUUGGCUACUUGUUCCUUGGACAAAACAAUUCGUGUUUAUUCUUUAAACAACUUUACUGAGCUUCCAUACUCGCCUUUAAAAGGUCAUACAUAUGCUGUCCACUGCUGCUGCUUCUCUCCAUCAGGACACGUUUUAGCUUCUUGUUCAACAGAUGGCACUACCAUGGUUUGGGACACUCGCAAUGGUCGGAUGCUGGCAGUGCUAGAGCAGCCCAGUGGCAGUCCUGUUAGAGUCUGCCGAUUUUCUCCUGAGUCCACGUAUCUAGUGUCAGGGGCAGCGGAUGGGAGUGUAGUUCUUUGGAACAUGCAGUCAUUGAAACUGUACAGAUCUGGGAAUGUUAAAGAUGGUUCUUUGGUGGCCUGUGCAUUUUCUCCUAAUGGAAAUUUCUUUGUCACUGGAUCAUCGUGUGGUGAUUUAACCUUUUGGGAUGAUAAAAUGAGAUGCCUGUAUAAUGAAAAAGCACAUGAUCUUGGCGUUACCUGCUGUGACAUUUCUUCGCAGCCAAUUUCUGAUGGUGAACAUGGAUUCAGAUACUUCCAGAUGGCUUCUUGUGGUCAAGAUAAUCAGAUCAAACUCUGGCUUAUUUUGUUUGCAGAUUUCUUAGGUGUUGAAUUGAAAUAUAAAUGCACAUUGAAUGGACAUUCUGCCCCAGUUCUGGCUUGUGCAUUUUCUUAUGAUGGGCAGAUGUUAGUUUCAGGGUCUGUGGACAAGUGCGUCAUAAUAUAUGAAACUAGUACUGGCAAUACCCUUCAUACUUUGUCUCAGCAUAGCAGAUAUGUUACAACUUGUGCUUUUGCACCAUAUAGUCCCUUACUUGCCACAGGUUCAAUGGAUAAAACUGUGAACAUAUGGCAGUUUGACCUUAAGCAACCGUGUGCAGGAAAUACUGUAGAAAAUGAAUCUAAGGUGACUGUUGAGGACUGGUCAGAGGAUGAUGUUUCAGCCUGGCUUUGUGCCCAAGACUUAGCAGACUUUGUUGGGCUUUUCAAAAUGAAUAACAUUGAUGGCAAGGAACUGCUGAAUCUUACUAAAGAAAGUCUGACUAAUGAAUUAAAAAUUGAGUCUCUAGGCCUGCGCAGUAAAGUCCUCCAGAAAAUUGAAGAAUUGCGGAUGACAACGAUCUCUGUUUCUGUUACUAUCCCCGAUGAGUUCUUGUGCCCUAUAACAAGGGAGCUUAUGAAGGAUCCUGUCAUCGCAUCAGUAUUUGCGUGUUACACUGCUAUCCUGAAACAUGGGACUCCUCUGCUUUUCCGAACAUCGGGUGGGCAUAUCUGGGAGUUCCUCACACUGCUUUAUUUUUAUAGAAGUUGAUGAAUAAUAACAGAAAUGUUAGCUAUUGCAGCAGGAGAAAGGUUGGUUUUUGGCAAGACAGGUGAAGGAAAGUAUAGUUCUGUGUUCGUAAACUGCUGUAUUCACUAACUAGCUACUUCACUGCCUGACACUGUAGAACUGAAGUUCCUGUAGUAUGAACGCGGCUGACUUUAAGAUGUGGGCAAUUCUGCAGAUUCAAAUUGGAGGAAUUUAGAUAUUUCUGAGAUUAGAAAGUAACUAACUGAAGUGAGCUGGGUAUUUUGUUUAGGUUCGUAAGCUAAGUAAGAGUUAAGUAAAACUUUUAUGCUUUUGUGCUAUGUAGAAUUUCAGGAAAACUAAAUAGAAGGUAGAAUGCCAAACUGCCUGUUUCUUUUACUCAAGUGACCAGCCUAAAUAAGAUUUUUUUCCAUGUUAAGUAAGUGGCCGAUAUUCAAUAAAGGGGAAGGAAAUAGAGUGUCACCCUGUGUUAGAGGAGGGGUGGAGGACACAGGUUUGUAUUUCAUCAGAUGGAGGGGUUCCUGGGUGAUUGUGCUAAUACGUGGCAGGGUGGGGUGGGGUUUAUUCCUCUAUUUCUGUUCUUCAAGUAGCAGCUUGUUACGGUGCUGACUGGAAGAGCUGAAAUCCUGAAACUAGAUGGGCGUCGAGGGCCAAGUGCCCAACUCGGGGCUUGGUCGGCCCGCUGAGUGUUCAUUGCUGAGUACUGCACAGCAGCAGUCUUUAGUUGUGUUAGCCAUUAGAUGUUAACGAGCUUUUAGUUCAUAUUAUGGAUCUUUCAAACUGAAAAGGAAGUCUUAUGUAACGUGCACAAUUUAUUUUGAUGCUUUGCAGUCAGAGAGAGAUAGAAACAUGAAACUAGCCUGAACUGUUUAUAUUGAUGGUCAGCUAUCAUUGUCCUUUUUUUUUUUUUUUUUAACUAUAAAGCGUUCCUGAGGUGAAAAUAAUUUUUAAAAAGUUAGUCAAGAACUUUAUAUCCAGCUAAAUGGAAAUGAUUGUUUAAAUUGUGAUUAAAAUCUAAUGGUUUUAUUAACCAAAGGCAUGCACUAACUUUAACACCAAUAUGCCUUUUAUGUAUUUUUUUUUUUGGUAAAGCACAGCUUUUUUUUUGUUUGGUUGGUUUUUUUUUUUGUUUGGCAGGGAGUUCUCCCUCCACCUUAGGCACUUUUUUUUUUUUUAACUAACUAACUGACAUGGUGGUUUUAUUAACAACUCUGUUUCAUCUAUAGUAAUGGUUCAGUACCCUUUAUUUUCCCUCUCCCAUUGUCCUUAACUAGCAAAUACAAACAUUGCAAUGUAUUUCUCAAAGCACUGGGGUGGGGGGAGAAUAUUACUUGCAAAUGCUUGGUGAGGCUUGACAAUGUCUAAUAUGGUGUCUUCGGAGUAAUUUAGAACUAAACAUCACAGAGCUAAGCAACUGCAGUUACAGGCAACUUGAUGAGCAUCACUUGAUUUCCUUUAAAGGAACUGAGUAAGCACUGUUGUUUGUUAUAAAUGCUGAUUGUCAAUGCAGUUUCCUGGCCAGCCACCUCACUGGUUCAGUGUUUCUUGCUCUGAUGAUUCCUUUUUACAGCCUUGUAAUGAACUUCAUCUGUACGGUAGGUAAUUCCUUAACCACAAAUAAGGACACAGGAAGUCUUUAUGUAAUUUGGUCCUGUUGUGUACCUUAGUCACCAGUUCAUGCAUGAACUUGACUUAAUCCCUUGACCUCAUCAGAGACAAUCCCUUGGGUGGGAAAGGGCUAGUUUAGCAAAGGUCUCUCGCUGGCAUGCCUCUGCUGCUAACAAACAAACAGACAGACGAGGCAAAAUUCCAAGCCAACUGAAAUCACUACAGCAGCAAAACAUCAGUGUACGUACACACAGAGCCUUUUCUAAAGACAUCUCUAUUUUGUGUGUCCUUAUGGCCAUACCUGGCUCUUGGCAUGGGGCGGGGAGGGGGGUGUCUUCAGACGCAGCUGCAAGAGUUUUUCAGACAAUAUGCUGCUUUGAAGUCAUCAAUGAACCUAUGCAGCUGUAACUUAUUUGACAAAUUUGCAGUGCUUUCUAAAAUAGCUUGUACUGGUUAGUUUGCUGAGUACAGUAUAAUUUAGAAAGGUUGAACCAAAUUUUGAUCUUAAUACUGUUGUAUAAAGUUUUACUGUAGUAUGUUUAACUAUGUAAUUUGAAACAAAUAUGUUUCAGUUUAUGGUAAAGCUUUCACAGACCAUUUUUCUGUAUCUCAGUGUUCCUGUUUGGAAAUACUGAUCCCCUUACAUCCCUUUUAAAUUUAAAUAGCUACAAGCUGUACAGUAUAACAGUGCCCAGGCAUCUGUAGCAUAAGCUGGUGAUGGUGGUUUCU
Harpia harpyja (harpy eagle) is the source of this 3741-nucleotide messenger RNA. It is a transcript of the gene WDSUB1, whose product is annotated as WD repeat, sterile alpha motif and U-box domain containing 1. Gene Ontology annotation, biological process: protein ubiquitination. The transcript has 10 exons. Lineage: Eukaryota; Metazoa; Chordata; Aves; Accipitriformes; Accipitridae. The coding region runs from base 25 to 1407 and encodes 460 amino acids. The record is from RefSeq and is a predicted model, not a curated record. Gene Ontology annotation, molecular function: protein binding; ubiquitin-protein transferase activity.